GUAGAGAGUUGAACCAUAGUUGGGUGGAUGUUUCCGUCGUGGUGACGUCAGAGCUGACUGGUGGAGCGAAGUGAAUGUAUUUUGUCAAUAAGCGAGUGACAAUUAUAAAGAGAUUCGGGGGAUUAAGUUGAAGAAUAUUUAUAAUUAUGGCUGAUAAUGAGCAAAAAGCCAUACAGCUGAUGGCUGAGGCUGAGAAAAAAUUAACCUCUUCGAAAGGUAUCUUUAGCUCUCUUUUUGGAGGAACAUCUAAGGUAGAAGAAGCAGUAGAAUGCUAUCAACGUGCAGCAAACUUGUUCAAGAUGGCCAAAAAAUGGGGGGCAGCAGGAAACGCAUUCUGUCAAGCUGCCAGUCUUCAUGGUAAAGCUGGAAGUAGACAUGAUGCUGCUACCAACUAUGUGGAUGCUGCCAACUGUUAUAAAAAAUCAAAUCCAAAUGAGGUAGUUGACUGUCUUCUAAAAGCAAUAGAAAUAUAUACCGAUAUGGGAAGGUUCACGAUGGCUGCUAAACAUCAUCAAAGUAUAGCGGAGAUGUAUGAAAGUGAAUCUGUAGAUCUUGAAAGAGCGGUACACCACUAUGAGCAGGCAGCAGAUUAUUUCCGAGGUGAAGAAAGUAACUCAUCUGCAAAUAAGUGUUUGCUCAAGGUGGCUCAGUAUGCCGCUCAACUCGAAAAUUAUGACAAAGCAAUUCAGAUUUAUGAACAGGUUGCAUCCUCAUCAUUAGAAAGCUCCCUACUAAAAUAUAGUGCAAAAGAGUACUUUUUCCGUGCCGCUCUAUGCCACCUCUGUGUGGAUGUUCUUAAUGCUCAACAUGCCAUUGAACGUUAUCAAGAACAAUACCCUGCCUUCCAGGAUUCUAGAGAGUAUAAACUUAUAAAGACGCUCAUCGAGCACCUGGAAGAACAAAAUUUGGAAGGUUAUACUGAGGCAGUUAAAGAGUACGACUCCAUAUCACGGUUGGAUUCCUGGUACACAACCAUUUUGUUGCGUAUCAAGAAACAGGUCAACGACAACCCAGAUUUGCGCUGAUCUCUUCAUCAUUUCACACCCAAUAUGCCAUUAAUAUCUUCCCACUCCAAUUGUGCACAUCUUCCUCUCAUAGCCAGGCUUGUAGAAUAUCUUCAAACCCUAGCGUCUUGAAGGUAUCAAUAAUAUUGUUUUAUCAAAACUAAUUCACAAAAUUUUUUCCAUUACUAAAAAUAUAUAAAACAUGAUAUACAUAGAAUUAAAACAUUGGAGCAGAUUUAAGAGUAGCAAAUCGUUUACAUCAGUCUGAUCGCUAGUGGAUUCAUAUUUUCCCUUUAGUCUUAUUACAUGAAAAUGCAGUAUGGUAUACCUGUAGCACCUGAUUUAACUUGGAACCAAUAUUAUUACAUUUUUGUAAUACUGUUAAGUUUGUAGCUGGCAAACAUUUAAUGGCAAACGUUUCGUCUCGCAUUUCGCUUAUGAAUCUUUAUUACAGGAUAACUACUAAAAGUAGCUUGGAGGCACUGUUAGCAUUAAAGCCUCGUUAGGUUGUUUAUAACGUUUAGAAGAUCUGCCUGGAAUGCACUCAAGGCAGUUUAAAUGUAAAUUUUUAAUUUAAAUUAAAGUUGUAACUUACAGGGGAAA
Messenger RNA from Athalia rosae (coleseed sawfly), 1607 nucleotides. It is a transcript of the gene alphaSnap, whose product is annotated as alpha-soluble NSF attachment protein. Lineage: Eukaryota; Metazoa; Arthropoda; Insecta; Hymenoptera; Athaliidae. Gene Ontology annotation, cellular component: vacuolar membrane; SNARE complex. The record is from RefSeq and is a predicted model, not a curated record. The coding region runs from base 147 to 1025 and encodes 292 amino acids. Gene Ontology annotation, biological process: SNARE complex disassembly; intracellular protein transport. The transcript has 5 exons. Gene Ontology annotation, molecular function: soluble NSF attachment protein activity; syntaxin binding.